AUGACACACAACAAGCAGAGCUUCCAAGCCGGUCAAGCCGCUGGUCGUGCUGAGGAGAAGAGUAAUGUGAUAGUGGAAAAGGUCAAGGAUGCUGCUGCCGGAGCUGGAGCGGGCGCACAAACAACGGGACAGAAGAUAUCGGAAGCUGCAGGAGGAGCCGUUAACUUCGUGAAGGAGAAGACCGGCAUGAACAAGUAGCGAUUCGAUAAUUAAACUGGAAGUUAUAAUUUCCAUGUGUUUAAUUAAUUGUUGUGGUUUUUAAAUAAAUUUGGGAGUUCUAAUUGAUUCUCUCAUAUUCGUCCUAGUUCUUGUUUGUUGUUGUUGUUGUUCUAGUGUUUUAAUGUUAUCAUGAUUCUCCCUUUAAUUAGGUGUGUAUGGGAUGUUUAUGUAUUUAGCUUCCCGUUAAUGAACAUCUAAUUUAAGUUCCAACAACUUUUAUCUUAUCCCUUAUUACUCAUGCACUUGAUUCUUUAUAAUAUACUUGAGUUUCUCUUCUUUCUUCG
Messenger RNA from Thlaspi arvense, 503 nucleotides. NCBI's taxonomy places the organism in Eukaryota, Viridiplantae, Streptophyta, Magnoliopsida, Brassicales, Brassicaceae. The record is from the annotation of a GenBank genome assembly.